AGGCAGGUAUUAAAGUUUUUAGGGAUAUCAGCGAGACGCCAGUGGAGCUCAGCGGUCUGUCGUUAUCAACACCUGCAAAAACAUCUUAAUAAGCUCUUCACCUUUUUGCAGCAUCUUCUGCAUGCCUUAUUUAUAAAACUCUUAUUUAUUGUGGAGCGAAUAACAUCAGUAAGAUGACGAUCCUGGAGGUGAGCGGUCAGCUGAUCGAGAACACCGUGCAGAAGAUGAGUCUGACCUCUGUUCUCCUCGCCACCUCUGUGUUCACACUCACUCUGGCCUAUCUGAGUAAAGUCAUGUUCAGACAGCAGCACCGCGGGCAUGAAAAACUUCCUCCUCAUAUCCCGUCCAGUGUUCCCUUUCUUGGUCACGCUGUGGCUUUCGGCAAGAGUCCCAUUGAGUUUCUGGAGCAGGCCUACGAGAAGUACGGCCCCGUGGUCAGCUUCACGAUGGUCGGGAAAACCUUCACGUAUCUGCUGGGCAGCGAUGCGGCCGCGCUCAUGUUCAACAGCAAGAACGACGACCUGAACGCCGAGGAUGUUUACGCGCGCCUCACCACACCCGUGUUCGGCAAGGGCGUCGCAUACGACGUGCCCAAUGCGUUAUUUCUGGAGCAGAAGAAAAUGCUGAAGACCGGACUGAACAUCGCACACUUCAAAGGACACGUUAAAAUAAUCGAAGAAGAAACCAAAGAUUAUUUCAAGCGAUGGGGAGACAGUGGAGAGAGAAAUCUGUUCGAUGCGUUAUCCGAGCUGAUCAUCCUGACGGCCAGCCGCUGUCUGCACGGCUGUGAGAUCCGUGGCAUGUUGGACGAGAGAGUCGCUCAGCUCUACGCCGAUCUGGACGGAGGCUUCACUCACGCCGCCUGGCUGCUGCCCGGAUGGCUGCCUCUACCCAGCUUCAGACGGAGGGAUCAGGCACACUUAGAGAUCAAGAAAAUCUUCUAUAACGUCAUCAAAAAGCGAAGAGAAGCCACAGAGAAAAUCGACGACAUCCUGCAGACGCUCAUAGACGCCACGUACAAAGACGGCCGUCCUCUGAAUGACGAUGAGAUAGCCGGGAUGCUGAUCGGUCUGUUGCUGGCGGGUCAGCACACGUCCUCCACCACCAGCGCGUGGAUGGGCUUCUUCCUGGCGCGGGACAGAGCGCUGCAGGAACGCUGCCACAGCGAACAGAAAACCGUGUGCGGAGAAGAUCUUCCUCCUCUCCAGUACGACCAGCUUAAAGACUUGAGUCUGCUGGAUCGCUGUCUGAAGGAGACGCUCCGACUGCGACCGCCUAUAAUGACCAUGAUGAGGAUGGCUAGGACACCUCAGAAAGUGGGCGAAUACAUCAUCCCACCAGGACACCAGGUGUGUGUGUCUCCCACAGUGAACCACCGUCUUCGGGACACUUGGGAUGAGCGUCUGGAGUUUAACCCUGACCGCUACCUACACGACAACCCUGCCGCCGGAGAGAAGUUCGCUUACAUCCCAUUUGGAGCAGGUCGUCAUCGUUGUAUCGGAGAAAAUUUCGCCUAUGUGCAGAUUAAAACCAUCUGGUCGACUUUGCUGAGGCUGUACGACUUUGAGCUGGUAGACGGACACUUUCCUCCUGUGAACUACACGACCAUGAUUCACACCCCGCACAACCCCAUCAUCAGAUACACACGGAGGAAGACACAACCACAGAAGUGAUGGGAAUAUUCUCUUUCUGCAGUUGAUUGUAAUCAGAACAGAACUAUUGAGUGGCCUUUACAAACUACAAAUGUUGGGUUGGUUAACAUGCAUUAUUGUUGGCUGAAUCACAAUCUCUUACUCAGAUUCCAACAUCUUGUGUUUGUUAUUUAAAAGGCAACCUAUUUUAGUGACCUGCAGUGCCCAGAAAUGACCUCUGGGGUCAAGAGUCAAAUCACUGUUUUUAAUUCCUCAAAUCUUCUGAUAGUAUCAUCCUCCCAGCAAAGCAUGAAAAUAUUUUUAUACGAUUUAACAUAUUUGUUUUUGCAGAAAACAAAAACCUCUGAUGUAUAAAAAGCUUUAAACAUUAAAAUCACAUCAUAUAAAAAUGGCAGACUGAUGUUUUAUGUUGUGCUUUGGGCACCUAAAAGAGGUUGUGUUCUUCAUACACAAGCAGUUUUAGUUUUUAAUUUAGUUCAAUAACUUCAUUGUUUAGAAUAUGGAAAAUCGUCUUCAGCUUUAUGUAAAAUAUGGCUUACUUAUAAGUGAGUGUGUUAACUUUGACACCUUAAAUGUGUUUGGGCUAUUAAUUUUUAUUUCAUUAUAUGACAAACAAAUGUUUAUUUUAUAGACGACAUAAUACAUAAAAGUAUAUUGAUAGCUGAUGCAAAUCAUGUCAACAUUAAUGUUUAUUUAAAAGAUGUAUAUAUGUACAAGGGAAAGUGUCCCUGGUCACCAUAUUUAUUCACAUUUUGUCUUUACUAGUUCAUUUUAAAUCAUCCCACUUUGUGAAAAAACAUUUUUUUCAUGCAGCCACAAUUCAAGGAGUGCCGUGACGAAGUUUUAAUAAUAAUUUCAAGAUAAUGUCAGUUUGAAACAAUUGCAGAAGGCAGUAAUUAAUUUUCAGUGACAUUCCAGAAAUUAAAUGGAGGAAAAAUGAA
Messenger RNA from Ctenopharyngodon idella (grass carp), 2593 nucleotides. RefSeq names its product lanosterol 14-alpha demethylase (gene cyp51a1). NCBI's taxonomy places the organism in Eukaryota, Metazoa, Chordata, Actinopteri, Cypriniformes, Xenocyprididae. The record is from RefSeq and is a predicted model, not a curated record. Gene Ontology annotation, molecular function: iron ion binding; heme binding; oxidoreductase activity, acting on paired donors, with incorporation or reduction of molecular oxygen. Bases 174 to 1673 code for a protein of 499 amino acids. The transcript has 10 exons.